AUGGAUUCAUUGAGUUUUGGUCAAAAUAACUCCAGAACAAAUUGUCAGUCCUGCAGCAUACAAAAUAACUAUAGCAAAAAUGACAAAUUACAUAGUUAUGUGUGUGAUUGUAAAAUAUAUGGUGUGCAACAGAUGCAACUUCGACGUCUGAAGACAGAUACACCUAGAGAAAAAAAAGACGCUAAAUAUUACGAAAAGAGAAAGAGGAACAACAUGGCAGCUAAAAAGUCCAGAGAAGCCAAACGUAGAAGAGACAAUGAAAUUGCAUUGAAAUUAUUUCUAUUAGAAAAAGAAAACAUGUUGUUAAAGUUCCGACUAAGUACAGUAUCCGAAGAGCUUGAAAUUAUAAAGAGAACGUUAGUUUUAUAUAAUACGAAUCAAGUUAUUUGGACAAAUAACGUCUUACCGACUUUUCAACAAAAAUAA
Macrosiphum euphorbiae (potato aphid) is the source of this 426-nucleotide messenger RNA. Lineage: Eukaryota; Metazoa; Arthropoda; Insecta; Hemiptera; Aphididae. The record is from the annotation of a GenBank genome assembly.